GGCUGGAGGUCGCGGCGCCUCCUCCGGCCGGCACAGUGGCGGAUACGCGGGACUCGAGGCCAGGAACUUGGUCUUUUGUCACGAGCAAGGCGUUUGGAAUCAGCGAAGAGGAAGGUGUUUACUGUACUAGUGUGUAUUAGGGCUGUUGGCGUGUGAUACCUGCCUAUACACCUACCCGUCCACCAAUCUCUAAUACAUCUCACCCGACCCUGAACUGACCCCGUCUGGCUCCUCCAGGGCUGUUGGCGUGAGCUCCAGCGCGGCCGCGAUUCCCCGCCAUGGCCUGCUCGCUCAGGAACAUCAUCAACUUCGGCCUCCUGCUCGCCGUCAUCGACCUGCUGCACGGAGUCGCCACCUGCGCCUUCUAUGGCUAUCAGUUCGGCGUCCACUAUAGGUGCCACUCGAUCUAUGGCAUCCGCUGGUGCGAACAUUACCUCUACCAGUCAGACCACAGCGUGCGCGUGAACAUCGGCAUCGCGGAGGGCGUGGGCUGCCUCUUCUUCUCCACCAUCCUCAUCAUCGGCCUGUGCAAGCGCAAACCCCUGCUGACCUGGACGUGGCUGCUGAAACCCAUCGCCGUGAUCAUCGUCAACGCGUUCUUCCUGAGUCGCUGGCUGGUGCAGAAGUCCCGCUACUACCACAGCUUCCUCGACCGACGCAGCUACGACCAGAAAAACACCUUCACCUACGCGGGCAUUGGCCUCACCCUCGUGCAGUUCUCCGUGAUGCUCUUCCACCUCUGCAUCAACGGCUCCUUCACCUAGAAGGUCCGCGAGCAGCGUGCUCCCAACACAGAGGCAGAGCGGAGUGGGUGAUCUCACCGUGGAAGAUCAGGCGCCGAGGGGCUCUGCGGCAGGGGACGAGAGGAGGGGAGUCAGCCUUCGUCAUGGAAAUCAGAUGGUCUCUCUCUCCCUCUCUCUCUCUCUCUCUCUCUCUCUCUCUCUCUCUCUCUCUCUCUCUCUCUCUCUCUCUCUCUCUCUCUCUCUCUCUCUCUCUCUCUCUCUCUCUCUCUCUCUUUCUCUCUCAGACGGAUUCUUGGAGUUCGUAGCAUUUUUGUCAUUUGCUCAGAUGAAAGUGAUUUUGAACUGUGGGGUAAAGAAAUGAUUUAUUACAUGUAUUCAUUUCCGUGCCUACUUUACGUGAUUUAUGAACCCACCGGGGCGCAAAUCGGCAUGCGAUUCACUCAGUGUAUUUAGUACCCACCGCCAUGGAGGUUUAGAUUGUAAGAUAACAAUUUUCAGAAGUGCCGAAGGUAGCUACGCGAAGGCCGGACUUCGCGGAGGACUUUUAAAAAUAGAAUCCCCCCCCAAUUAUUUAUUAUGUUUCCUGCAUUAAUUUCAAAUCUUUAUCAGAUGUGAGGAAAACAACCAAAUAUUAGAGUCACGUCACAAUCAAGUUCACGACCUUUCUUCAGCUUGGUGUCUAUUUCAACUUUUCCACGUGUGUC
Molecule: messenger RNA, 1447 nt
Organism: Penaeus indicus
Lineage: Eukaryota; Metazoa; Arthropoda; Malacostraca; Decapoda; Penaeidae
Exons: 6
Coding region: 279-764 (161 amino acids)
Source: RefSeq, a predicted model, not a curated record